AUGGCUGAGCAAGGCUCAGCUGGCCCUGAAGGAGGAAGAGGCCAUGCCAUGGAAACUGGGAGUACUGGGGUAUUCUGGGAAAACUCAGUGCAGAAGCUCUUGGGUGAGGUGGACGCCCUUCGCUCAGAGGCGCAGAGCCAGCAGUUCAGGCAGUUCUGCUCCCAGGAGGCCAAAGAACCCCGAGAGGUUUGCAGCCAACUCUACCACCUUUGCCGUCAAUGGCUGAAGCCAGAAAGGCACACGAAAGCUGAGAUGCUGGACCUGGUGAUCUUGGAGCAGUUCCUGGCUGUCCUUCCAGCGGAGAUGGAGAGCUGGGUGAGGGAAUGCGGAGCAGAGACCAGUUCCCAGGCAGUGGCCCUGGCCGAAGGUUUCCUCCUGAGUCGGGCAGAGGAGAGGAAGCAGGCGGAGAAGAAGCAGGUGAGAGAGACUUUCCUCUUAAUUCUCCCAAGGAGCUCCAAAGAGGACGGAGAACAUCCCCAAAUGCUCUACUAAUGGCCCUUCUUUUUUGGAAAGCAUCCAAGGAAAGAUAUCUGAUACACCUAAAGAUUUUGCCUCUGCUGCUACUUCUCUAGCCUUUCUCUACAUUCUCUCCAGUUUUGAAUUCUUGUUGCUCUUUCAGGAAAAGGAUCUGGUUGCAGAAAUGGGCUCCAAUUACUCAGAGGCAGAGAGGACUCCAUUGGACAUCAGAGAGAGUUCACUAGGUAAGGAGGAAGGAGUUUCUUCCCCGUUUGGUCAUUCUGUUGCUUUUGAAAGUAAUCUCUGCGUUCUUUCAAUUUGGGGGAGAAAAACAUUUGGGCCCAAGGGCACAGAAGAGCACAAUAAAACUAUGAUUGGUACAACCAUCAAAAUGUACAUCUCAGAGAAGCAUGCACUCCUGGCUUCCAACUAACCUUUGUCUCUCAGGUGAAAGGAGAAUGCCGGCAAGACCUCCUCACCCGUCUUUUCCUGGUGGUGGAGAGGAAGCAGCAGCUGUAGAAGCAGAUAAGGUAGGAGGGAGGAGCCUUGUGGGGAAAGAGGCUCAGCAGUGGGACAGCCAGGAUUUCUCUGGGAAUGAAGAAAUCCCUCUCUUCCUCUUUGCUUUCCUCAAAGCUGUCCCAAACAAAGGCUGAAAGUGUGAUUCAGUAAAGUCUAUCUGCUGAAAAUAAGGAACAGCCAACUCACCUUAACUAGGCUUCUGCAUGAAUUGGCCUUAGUAAACAUCUUCCAAGACAAUAAUGCCCACUUACACCACAAAGAACUUAUAAUCCACCCCUCCACCCCCCCAAAAAAAUAGCAGAUGGGGUGAGGAGAGAGGAGAUCCUUCCAUUUGUGACCCUUCCAGUCACCUUGUAAUUGUCAAGGAUGUGCCCCAUAAAGAUCCAGACUAAGAUCCAGACUAGACUUCAACGAAUUGUUGGCAGAGUAAACACAAUGCAGGGUCCCAAAAAAUGGACCAGGCGCAGGAGCUUCAUUCAGUAUUAUUUACUGAAGGCAAAUGAGCAUAACUAUUCACGAAUUCAACUCUUUCGGAUUUGCAUAGUACUUAAGAAUCCAGUCGCAAAAUAAAAAUGAUAAUCUUAAACUUAAAAUAAGACUAAGAACUUGGCAAUCAGACAUACUAUGUACAGAUCACCCCACCAGGAAGAAAGAUAGAGAAAGAUGAAGCCCAGGUUUCCUCUGGCCUCUGUUUAUAGGCAGCAUGGCCUUGGGAUAGAAAAAUAACAGGGCCGGCUUCAACCAGCUGUACUCAGCUUCUCUGAAGGAAUAACCCAAAAAUCAGGAACCUUCUGCUUGUUUCCAGGCAGAAUGGAAAAAUUGCUGACCAGCUAGUCACUUGCCACUUGCAGCUUGUAGUAGCUUCUAGCCUGUGAGACCCAGACAAGUUUCCAGAACCUUCUUGAAUCAAUAGAAUAGGAACGAUCUCUGCAUAUGACACCAAUACUUUCUAUACCAAAAAUUGCAAGCCAUGUCAGUGAUACCACCUCCCUCUUACCUAUUCAGAAGCCUUGAAUUUUACCCCAGAUCCUUUUUGGCUGGUCCAAGAUUUAAGACUUGUGUACCAGUUUGUGGUCCAAAAACACCCAGUGGUGGCCAACCCUCAGAGCGCCAUCCCUGCAGGGACCAAGUGGUACAGCCUAGUGGACCUUUGCUCAGCAUUUUUGAGUAUCCCCAUUGCAAAUAACACAACACAGAAAUGAACAGGCAGGAAACCACACCGCAAAGUGUAGUAGAUAAUCUUAAGGCUGCCUUAGAGGAGGACCCUUGUCUUUUUCCUUUCAGGGUCCUCUGUGCUUUGAAGAUGUAGCUGUGCGUUUCACGGAGGAGGAGUGGGCGUUGCUGGAUCCUGACCAGAGAGCUUUGCAUAAGGAAGUCAUGGAGGAGAAUCUUAGGAACAUAUCCUCCCUCGGUAAGGCUCAGGGUUGAAUAAUAAUAUCUGCUUUGAAAUUCCAUUUAUUUCUGAGGUUCUAAUCCAUUUGUUUCUUCAUCGCAGGUGGUGAUGAAUUGGGAAUGAAUAACAGGGGAGAACAUGAAAAAAUCAACACAGUGCAGAAACCACAUAAAUAUGUGGAGUGUGGAGAGAGCUCUAUCACCCUUUCCACUUCUCAUCAAAUAAUUCAUAUAGGGGAGAAACCAUAUCAGUGCUUGAAAUGUGAAAAGAGCUUCAACCGGAAGGGAAGUCUCACUGCCCAUCAGAGAAUUCAUACACUGGAGAAACCAUUUCAAUGUCAAGAGUGUGGAAAGAGCUUCAGUUGGAAGACAAAUCUCACUUCCCAUCAAAGAAUACAUACAGGGGAGAAACCACAUCAGUGCUUGGAAUGUGGAAAGAACUUCUCCCGCAAGGAAAGUCUCAUUUUCCAUCUAAUAAUUCAUACAGGGGAGAAACCCUAUCAAUGUUUGGAAUGUGGAAAGAGCUUCAGUCAAAGGGGCAAUCUCACGUUCCAUCAAAGAAUCCAUACAGGGGAGAAACCCUAUCAAUGUUUGGAAUGUGGAAAGAGCUUCACCCACAAGCAAAGUCUCAAUUCCCAUCAAAGUAUUCAUACGGGGCACAAGCCGUAUCAGUGCCUAGAAUGUGGAAAGCGAUUCGGUCAGAGAUCCUAUCUCACUUCCCAUCAAAGACUUCAUACAGGGGAGAAACCAUAUCAGUGUUUGGAAUGUGGAAAGAGCUUCAAUCAGAGCUCUGGUCUCACAUCCCAUCAAAGAAUUCAUACAGGGGAGAAAUGUUUUCAGUGCUUCAAAUGUGGAAAGAGCUUCAUUCACAAGGCUAGUCUCACUUCCCAUCAAAGAAUUCAUACAGGGGAGAAACCAUAUCAAUGCUUCGAAUGUGGAAAGAACUUCAGAAAAAGUGUCCAUCUGACUUUCCAUAAAAGAAUUCAUACAGGGGAAAAACCAUAUCACUGCUUGGAUUGUGGAAAGAGCUUCAGUAGAAAGGACAAUCUCACUUCCCAUCAAAGAAUCCAUACAGGGGAGAAAUUGUAUCAGUGCUUGGAUUGUGGAAAGAGCUUCAGCAGAAAGGACCAUCUCACUUCCCAUCAAAGAAUUCAUAUGGGGAGAAACCAUAACAGCGCUUGGAAUGUGGAAAGAGCUUCAGAGGACCAAGCCCACUUUCCAUCCCAGAACUCACAGCAGGGAGAAUAG
Messenger RNA from Podarcis lilfordi (Lilford's wall lizard), 3615 nucleotides. The record is from the annotation of a GenBank genome assembly. Lineage: Eukaryota; Metazoa; Chordata; Lepidosauria; Squamata; Lacertidae.